AUGUACGAAGGGAUUGACAACCUGAAAUCCCUUUACGACCGUGCUGGGAAGACUUUCUCCAGCGGUCUUUCUGCGGCACAGGAUGUGCCGCGUCGUACUGCUCAACCAGACCCAGUACGUCAAUCAUCAGUUGGGAGCGGGUAUCCCAAGUAUGCCAGGACGGGGGAUAACCGCGCCACCAGACGAGGUAACUCGUCCGACGUCCGUUCACAUCGCGGUGGUUCAACAGCCGCUCAACCAGAUAGCGCUGGCCACCGCGAGAGUCCUCCAAUGGAGGUGGAAGAGGAGGGAAACGCUGUCCAAACUAUCGUGGCGAAGCGUGUUACUCCGAGAGCCUCUUUGAUCGCGUAA
Molecule: messenger RNA, 351 nt
Organism: Peronospora matthiolae
Lineage: Eukaryota; Oomycota; Peronosporomycetes; Peronosporales; Peronosporaceae
Source: the annotation of a GenBank genome assembly